AUGGAGCGAUCGUUUGAUCGCAAGCUUGAACCAAUCGAAGACCGCUUAUAUCGAGUUGAAAUCCAAGGACAACGCGAAGCGACUCCGGAAGAUGCAAGGCGAGAACGAGAGCAACCAAUUGACAACUUUGAUGAAGGAGAAUCCGAAGGUGACCACUUGUCUGAACAAGGAAACCCUCAACGGUUCCAACGAAAUCGAGCUCCAAGGAAUCGAGAUCGUCCUGAUGACAAUCUCAAAAAUAUCAAGAUGACUAUUCCACCGUUUCAAGGAAAGAAUGAUCCCGAAUCUUAUUUGGAGUGGGAAAAGAAGAUGGAACUCGUCUUCGAGUGCCAUAACUAUUCAGAAAAUAAGAAGGUAAAGCUCACCGCCAUUGAAUUCUCAGAUUAUGCGAUCGUGUGGUGGGAUCAAUUGGUGACUAGCCGAAGGAGGAAUGGGGAGAGGCCUAUCUCUAUGUGGGCCGAAAUGAAGGCUGUCAUGCGCAAGCGUUUUGUUCCCUCCUACUACCAUCGGGAGUUGUACCAACGAUUGUAA
Molecule: messenger RNA, 531 nt
Organism: Gossypium raimondii (Peruvian cotton)
Lineage: Eukaryota; Viridiplantae; Streptophyta; Magnoliopsida; Malvales; Malvaceae
Exons: 1
Coding region: 1-531 (176 amino acids)
Source: RefSeq, a predicted model, not a curated record